GUCCGCCUUCACCUACUAUCAUCAUCGUCUCCAUCUCCGGCCGGGCACCCAAACUGAGAUGGCGUCCGUCCGGCGGUCCGCCGUGGCCCUGAUCGCCUCCUUUCUCGUCGUCGCGGCAGUGGGAGCCCAGCCGAUGGACCCGAAGAACCCCAUCUCGUCAGACCCCAAUGUGAUCCCCGUAUACAUGAGCCCCGGCUCGCCCCCCACCUACGUGAGCUGUUACAACAGCACCCAUGGGCAGCAAGGGUCGGAACCCACGUGCUCCAUCCUCGCGCGCCAGUGUCCCCGCGGUUGCCGGGACACCUGCUACGUCCACUGCCCGUCCUGCAAGCUCGUCUGCCUGUGCGAGCUGACCGGCUCGGAGUGCUACGACCCGCGCUUCGUGGGAGGCGACGGCAACAAGUUCCUGUUCCACGGCCGGCGCGACGCCGACUUCUGCCUGGUGUCGGACGCCAACCUGCACAUCAACGCGCACUUCAUCGGCAAGCGCAACGACGCGCGCGCCGCCGCGCCGGCGCGGGACUUCACGUGGGUGCAGGCGCUGGGCAUCCGGUUCGGCGGGCACCGGCUGUACCUGGGCGUCCGGAGGACGGCCGUCUGGGACGACGCCGAGGACCGGCUGGCCAUCACCUUCGACGGGGUGCCCGUGGCGCUGGACGCCGUGGCCGGCGCCAGCUGGAGCCCCGCGGCGGCGCCCGCGCUGUCCGUGUUCCGCACGGGCCCCGCCAACGGCGUGGUGGUGCGCCUGGACGGGCGGUUCCGGGCCGUGGCCAACGCCGUGCCGGUGACCGCCGAGGACUCGAGGGUCCACGGCUACGGCCUGCGCCCCGGGGACGGCAGCCUCGCGCACCUCAACGUGGCGUUCAAGUUCUACGCCCUCAGCGCCGACGUGCACGGCGUGCUGGGCCAGACCUACCGCCCGGGCUACGUCAGCGCCGCCGGGGUGGACGCGGGCGCCAGGGUCCCCGUCAUGGGCGGCGCCGGAAGGUUCCAGGUGUACGGCGGCAUCUUCGACACCAGCUGCGAGGUCGGGCGGUUCGCUGGCGAGGACCACGGGCCCGUGGGCGGCGUCACCGUGGAGGAGCCGACCGACGCGCUCUGCGGCAGCGGCAAGGCCAGCACUGGCCUGGUCUGCAAGAAGUGACGACUGACGAGGCCGGCGGUGUAGUGUUUUUGCUUGUGUGUACGUGCGUGCUGACAUAUAUAUAGCUGCUGCUGCGAAGUAAAGUAGUAGUGGUUCUAUGUAUGGCAGGGGGACCUAAUAAGACUGUGACGUCUCUUGUGCUGUAGUCGUGUGGACAACACUGGAAAAAAUGCCGUGUUGCUCUGGUGUUCUCGUGUUUCAUCACUCC
Zea mays is the source of this 1352-nucleotide messenger RNA. RefSeq lists its product as uncharacterized. NCBI's taxonomy places the organism in Eukaryota, Viridiplantae, Streptophyta, Magnoliopsida, Poales, Poaceae. The record is from RefSeq and is marked validated. The transcript is spliced from 2 exons. Bases 59 to 1144 code for a protein of 361 amino acids.